Lathyrus oleraceus (garden pea) is the source of this 954-nucleotide messenger RNA. RefSeq lists its product as uncharacterized. The transcript has 2 exons. Gene Ontology annotation, molecular function: nucleic acid binding; RNA-DNA hybrid ribonuclease activity. NCBI's taxonomy places the organism in Eukaryota, Viridiplantae, Streptophyta, Magnoliopsida, Fabales, Fabaceae. Bases 1 to 954 code for a protein of 317 amino acids. The record is from RefSeq and is a predicted model, not a curated record.
AUGAAUCACACAACUUGGUUUAUAUCCAAGAUAGAUCCGAUUAAGUAUAUUUUUGAAAAGCCUGCAUUGACCGGAAGAAUUACUCGUUGGCAGAUGCUCUUGUCCGAAUAUGACAUUGAGUAUCACACCCUGAAAGCUAUCAAAGGAAAUGUCUUGGCCGAUCAUUUAGCUCAUCAGCCAAUCGACGAUUAUAAGUCUAUAAAUUUUGAAUUCCCAGAUGAUGAUGUGAUGUGCUUAAAAUUUGAUGGGCCAGAGCCAGGUUCUCAUUGGGGUUUAAUAUUUAAUGAAGCAGUUAAUGCUUAUGGUAAUGGGAUUGAGGCAGUAGUCAUCACUCCACAUGGCUCACAUGUCCCUUUUAUUGCAAGAUUAACAUUUAAGUGCACGAACAACAUGUCGGAAUACGAAGCCUGCAUCAUAGGUCUAGAAGAAGCCAUUGAUCUAAGAAUAAAAAAUCUCGAUGUUUGUGGAGACUCAGCUCUAGUUGUCAAUCAAAUUAAAGGAGAAUGGGAAACUCGUCAACCUGGCCUAAUCCAAUACAAAGACUAUGCAAGGAGGUUAUCUACUUUCUUCAACAAGAUUGAAUUUCAUCACAUCCCUCGUGAGGAAAAUCAAAUGGCAGAUGCCUUGGCAACUUUGGCUUCCAUGAUCAUUGUGAAUCGUUGGAGACCCGCUCAUGUAUUUGUAAUGGAAGAAGUUUCUGAUGACAAGCCAUGGUACCACAACAUCAAGUUAUAUCUCCAGAGUCAAGAGUACCCACCUAGGGCAUCAAACAAAGAUAAGAAGACCUUGAGAAGACUGGCUAGUAACUUCUUUCUAAACGAAGACGUGCUAUACAAGAAAAACUUUGACAUGGUGAUGUUAGAUGAGGAGGUGUAUGUUACAGGUGUUGUUGAAGGUGUUAUCUGUGUUGAGAAGACCGAGGGGGAGAAGGAGCACAAGCGCAUGUGUGCUUAA